Cataglyphis hispanica is the source of this 4335-nucleotide messenger RNA. RefSeq names its product protein tramtrack, alpha isoform (gene BtbVII). The record is from RefSeq and is a predicted model, not a curated record. Gene Ontology annotation, molecular function: protein binding; DNA binding. The coding region runs from base 457 to 2103 and encodes 548 amino acids. Gene Ontology annotation, biological process: regulation of transcription by RNA polymerase II. NCBI's taxonomy places the organism in Eukaryota, Metazoa, Arthropoda, Insecta, Hymenoptera, Formicidae. Gene Ontology annotation, cellular component: nucleus. The transcript is spliced from 6 exons.
GCGGCGCCAAUCGGCCGCUAUAUUGAUCAAGUUGGGAUUUUGCGAGGAGAGACGCGUUGAUAAGAUCUCACAAUAUUUUUCGAUCGCGCACGCAAUACCUAUCUCUACCUACAUCCGCGCGACGUGUGUGCGUGACAUUUGUCGCGCGCGGCAAGUGAGCUCGGCUCGCGCGUGACGUGUGAAUUUUUGGCCGCCGCGGAGCCCCCCGCGUCAGCGGCAGCGUCGUCGUCGGCGAAGUCGUAGUCACGUAAGCCCUCGCCCAUGACGUCACUCGCGAAUUACACAAGCGUCAUCGCUCAGUCUGUUGUGGAAAAUUUUGUCGCGGGGUCCAUGGUGGCGAGAUGCGUUGCUCCUUGAACGGACGGCCGGCAAGUCUCUCUCGAGUGAUUACGCGGCGACAAAACUCUACGCGAUCAAAUUGAAGUUUACAAAAGAGAUUCUUAUCGCGUUUUCAUAAUGUCUAUGCAACAGUACUGUUUGCGAUGGAACAAUCAUCAACCGAACUUCAUCUCGGUUUUCUCCAACUUAUUAAAUAAUGAGACUCUAGUGGAUGUUACUCUUGCUGCAGAAGGCAGACAAAUUCAGGCUCACAAAGUUGUACUGUCAGCAUGCAGUACAUAUUUUCAGUCGCUGUUUACAGUGAAUCCUUGUCAGCACCCUAUUGUUAUACUUAAGGACAUCAAGUUUUCGGACCUCAAGAUCAUGGUAGAUUUUAUGUACUAUGGAGAAGUAAACAUAUCUCAAGAUCAAUUACCGUCUAUCUUAAAGACGGCAGAAAGCUUAAAGAUAAAAGGACUUGCAGAAAUGCAUACAGCAUCAAUAACUAAAUGGCCAAGUGGAAGUAGCGAAACAGGUGGAGGGGAUCGUGGCGAAUCUUGCUCACCCAGUCCAUCUCCAUUAUCUCCUUCUUUUCGUAGAAAAAGAUUACGAAAGUCUUCUACUGGCUCAACGUCUGGUUCUGGCGACAGACCGGAAGAAAUCAAUGAAAUAACACUAGUGGCUACUAAUAUUGUAAAACCUGAACCCCUAAUUGCAUCGCAAGAAAGUGAAGAAAAUAUAAGGCGACCAGUAAAUACCAGCACAGAAUCUCAAGGCAGUAUUGAUGAAGAUCAAAUAUCAAUUAUGAGUAAUAUGGAAACUAGUUCCACCAAUAUACCAGCUCAGAGUGAUGGUUCCAUUCAAGAUGUAAAUCAACAAUCGACAGGAGGAAACAUUGGACAAAGUUCUGUCUCCUCACAACCACCUUCUCAUCAAGCUCUUCAUAGCAAGACACAAACAGUAACGAAAAGAACUCGGCUGCUGAUUAGACAACCGCGAGUGAAAAAGGAGCCGAGUCACUUGUCGCCGGAUGGCGAGGCGAGCUCCUCUCCUCACAUUGUCUCGACCUCCGGUCAUCUCGCAGCGUCGACACUGAAUCUACCCCAAGCGUCAAGGAGUUUCGAGGAAUCGCGGAUAUCGCCACCACCGCACACCAUGCUGGUCAAUCAGCUGGUCAGUCAGCAGAAUCCGUUAACGUCACCCAACUUGUUGACGGUACCCCAGCCGUCCUACUUGACCAAACAACAUUCACAUCCAUUGCUAUCCAGUCAGCAACCGAGCACAUCCGGGACUUACUGGAUACACCGACAGCACUCGCAUCCGGAAUUGCCUGGUAGGACCACGAGUCCGUCGAUAGUAAUCGAACCGGCACCUAUCCUUAAAACGGAGGAAGAGGGAUGCGAGGAAACCUCGACUCCGGUUACUCCUUCUGAGCUAGGAACUGGCGGCGGCGGUACUUCCACUGGAUUAAGAGUGAAGACGACGGAGUUGCGGCGAACUUCCUCAUCGCCGCAGACGAGCAGUAGCAGCAGAGAGUCUCGUGAGAAUAUGGGGGAUCAACGAUUAGGUCACUGUCCGGUAUUACGUCAGGGUCCUGCCUUAGGCUGCAAUCAUUGCUGGAAUACGAUAGACGAUCACGGCAGAAUACUCCGUAGAAAGACCAAGUAUCAUUGUCCCGAAUGUCAGAUUAAUUUAUGCAUCGUACCCUGCUUCCAAGAGUAUCACGAGCAGCGGCGCGAAUUAAUUUCCAAACUGAAACCCUUACCAAAAACUAGUUCCGUUUAAUUCUCUUUUCUAUUUAUUACGUACUACUAAAGUACAUAGAAUACAAUGUACCUUGUUUUAUAAGUAAUCGUUAUCAUCGGAUUAUGUGUUGAGCACGCGCUUUAAAUGUGUGCAAGUUUUUGACGUGACGAAGUAAUGAGUCUAUCAUUAAUGUGUAACAUGUGACGUUACCAGUUCAUCUAAACACGAUUGAUGUGAAUCAUGAAACUUGUAUCAACUAGUACAAAGACUUCUCAUGACUUCAUAUAUUUUCGUAAUACAUUUACAGCAUCUAUAUAAUUGUUAAAGUAGACGAAAUUAUCGCUACGAUACUAAAAUGAUGAGAUUGCAUGUUUAUAAUUGUGGACAUUGAACUUUUGUUUUUUUCUUAUUAUUAUGCCUUUUAGCAACGUCGUUAUUUUUAGCGCAAUUUUAUUUUAUAUGUAUAUAUUUAUAUUUUUAUUAAGCCCUUUCCUUAACCAAAAUUAAUAUCAGAAAGAAUUAUUUUUAAUAUAUACAUAAAAAAAAUCAUUUUUCAAACAAUUUGGUAUAAUUUAUGACAAAAAGAAAAUUAUAUCGAGAUUGGAUGUAAAACAAAACUCAUUAUUUUAGAGAGAAUAUAUAUAAAUAAUCUUUUCCAUACCAGUUCUCUCUCUUUCUCUUUUUUUAUUAUUAUUAGUUUUUUAUUAUAUAUACAUAUUUAACAACUUUAAAAAAUUUUUUUGUAUUAUAUUUCCAUUAUUAUAUGUAGCAAAUUGUGCUAGUGCGCAUUAGUGUACAUUAAAAGCUGUACAUACGUAUAAAAACUGACAAAAUGUAUGAUAUAUAAAAAUAUAUAUAAAUAGAACGGAUAAACAACGAACAAAUAUAGCAAACACAAAAUAAAAUUUAUUUAAAAUCUAUUUGAUAUACUGUUUUAUGUGUGUGUGUGUGAAUAAAUUAAUUAAACCCAUAGUAAACAUUACGUUCACAUUAUGUUCAUAAUUUCAUCAUUCAUCGUAAAAAUUACAAUAUUAGCAACCUUGCUAAUGCGCACUGAUGCAAUUGAUAAAUUUUCUUCCAUAUAAAGCAUUUUCUAAUAUAACUGGACAUAAUUUCAUCCAGUGCACAAAUAUAAUAAAGAGUUUAAUGAUAAUAUCUUUCAGUUUGCUAAUGAAAAAUUUUCGUUUAUUUCUCUAUCAAUUGUUUGUCCAAUCUUACAAAGAGAUUUUUUCAAGUUUGAAUAAAAACAUCUUAUUAUAUAUACAUCUAAAUCCAUAUACAUUUUGUUAAUUUUUUUCGAAAGAUUAUCAUCAGAAUGAUUAACAUUAAAUUUCGAAAGACGAAAACGACGGUGAUUCGGAAAAAUAAAAAGAGAAAAGAGAGAGUUAGAUAGUUUAUAUAAAUUAUAAUUUUUUUAUGUUUAAUUUUAAUAUUUUUAAUAUUCUCUCAAAUUAUUUUUUUAUAUAUUUGGAAACACACACUAUACAUCACACGAAUGUUUAAUUUUACAUGUAUUAUUCAUAUAUGAAUUAAUGUAUUUAAUAUUUUUAUAUUUGUUUAUUUUAUUUUUUUAUCACCCCAUCGUUCAAUCACGUUCUAUUGCAUGAUUUCGAAAUAGGAUUUUUUCAUAUAUUGUAUGUCUAUUUCUCUCUCUCUCUCUCUCUCUCUCUCUCUCUCUCUCUCUCUCUCUCUCGUUUACGAAAUCGAGAUAAUAAUUUUUCUCGACAGCGACAUGCAAACACUAAUUUUGGAGACCGUGAAUUGCGAGACAAAAUUGCACAAAAAUAGAGGAAGGACUGGCUGAAGCGCGCAUUGGCCGCUAAAACGAGAGCUUUAACACACGUGCAACGAUCGAAUUCGGGAUGUACUCUUAUAAAUCACUUCCUACCAUUCGCAGUUUCCCCCUAUUGUCACCUGUAACGACGCUCUGCCGUUAACGCGUUCGCGUAAAUUUGUCGCCGUUCGCUCCGCGAUCAAUCGAACGCUGGACGCGCACGUUACUUUGAAACAUUACUUUGAAGCGAAUUUUAUUUUUUUAACAAAAAAAAAAAAUAAUACAUGAACAAGAGUCUGGCUACAUAUAUGUCACUCCAAUUCUUUAUUUUACGCAGUAAAAUAUUUUCUGAAAUUUCCUGAAAUCAAAAUUGUGAUGUGGUUAUUAUAUUAUUAAAUAGUGACACACACACACAUGAUGUUAUUACAUGGAUUUAUAAAUAAAUGAGAUAAAAAGAUAAGAUAAUUGAGGUAAAUGAGAUUAAAAAAGAGUUCAGA